Molecule: messenger RNA, 240 nt
Organism: Dibothriocephalus latus
Lineage: Eukaryota; Metazoa; Platyhelminthes; Cestoda; Diphyllobothriidea; Diphyllobothriidae
Source: the annotation of a GenBank genome assembly
AUGAGGCUACUGGUGCCACCGAAUGCCAAGGUGAACGAGUUCUCCCUGCCCAGUCCCCAUCUUAAGACAUUUUGCGAAAGCAUCAACGACAGCACUCAACCGCUGCCCAAUUAUUCGACGCCACACCCCGGAGAAACGGAUCUCUUCUUCGCUAGCAUAAAUUCUACUUCGCAUAGAAACUGUCGACGCUUUAGAGGGGCAUUCCUGCCUGAAGAGGAGUCGCCAGUGGCCGCACAGGAA